CUUCACAACGCUGAGCCGGGGACGUUUCUUCGAGGUCCAGAUUGGCAGCGAAGCGCGAUUGGUGUAGCGAGACAUUUCCUCAAGAGGGUCAACUUUAACAACUUUCCCAGUCUGCUGCACGCUUUCAAAUAUUAUGACAAGAAAGGAAGGGGCCUGAUUGGUAAAGAAGAUUUGUGGGAAGUUUGUCGUGAGUUCAAGCUGGCCCUGAAUGGCAAACUUCUGGAUGAACUGAUGGAGUACUGCGAUGUAGACAAAGAUGGAUUCCUCAACCUCGUGGAAUUGGCUAAUUUUCUAACAUAUAAGGACAUGAUGCCCAUCCGCGAGAAUUAUUUCGGAUUACCGCCAAUCAGUAUGAACGACAAGAUAUCAUCAGAUUUAUCUAAAUUUAUUCCCUCGCUGGCCUUGUUUGGGCCUGACGACAUGGAGCCAGUGGAGCCAGGCAGCUCAAAGAAUAUUAUCAGGACCAUCAGGAAACACAAACCAGAUUCAGACCUCGUAUCCUCCACCAGUGAUGAGAUGCCCACACCUAGUGAGUCCAGAGCAGGGCUUUUGGUUUGA
This is a messenger RNA of Xiphophorus hellerii (green swordtail), 558 nucleotides long. Its product is annotated as EF-hand domain-containing family member B-like. The transcript is spliced from 3 exons. The record is from RefSeq and is a predicted model, not a curated record. The annotation marks the transcript as partial. Gene Ontology annotation, molecular function: calcium ion binding. Lineage: Eukaryota; Metazoa; Chordata; Actinopteri; Cyprinodontiformes; Poeciliidae.